GCUGGUGGGAGGGAGGGGGAGAGAGCGGGCGAGCAAGCGGCCCGAGAGGGAGGGGGCGCGAGGCGUUGACCCGGAGCCCGGAGCUGCACGCGGCCGUCCCGCACCUGCGGCGAUGGAUGCGGAGGGAGCGCUGAACACCUUGCGAGGGGGCGACGCGGGGGCCAUCCAGAGGGUCCUGCGGGAGUACAGCGAAGAGCACAGAGCUACUUUCAAAUUCGACCCUGAGGAUGAAGAGAAGAGAAAGAAACUGUGUGAAGGGAUAUUUAAGGUCCUGGAGAAAGACAUCUCGACGUCAUGCCAGGUGACCUGCCUGGAAGCCCUGCGCAUCCUCUCCCGAGACAAAAAGGUCCUCGUCCCGGUCACCACCAAGGAGAACAUGCAGAUCCUGAUGCGGCUCGCCAAGCUGGACGACUCGGAGGCUUCUCUGGAGGAGGUGGCUGAUUUCCCCGUCAUCGUGGAGUCGCUGAAAUGCCUGUGCAACAUAGUGUUCAACAGCCAGAUGGCCCAAAAGCUCAGCCUGGAACUCAAUCUGGCCGCCAUGCUGUGUAACCUGCUGCGCAAGUGUAAGGACCAGCAGGUCAUCAGCGACAUUAAGUGCUUCGACCUGCGUCUGCUUUUCCUCCUGUCCCUCCUGCAGGCUGACAUCCGCUCCCAGCUGCGCUACGAGCUGCAGGGGCUGCCCCUGCUCACCCAGGCCCUCGAGAGUGCCUUCAGCAUCAAGUGGGCCGACGAGUACGAGGCCGCCAUAGAUCACAACGGGCCGCCCCUGUCCCCGCAGGAGACGGACUGUGCCAUCGAAGCCCUCAAGGCCCUCUUCAACGUCACAGUCGACAGCUGGAACGUCCACAGCGAGAGUGAUUCUCACCAGUUCCGUGUCAUGGCCGCGGUCCUGCGCUACUGCCUACUCACCAUGGGUCCAACUGAAGACAAAACAGAGGAGCUUCACAGCAAUGCAGUCAAUCUUUUAAGCAAUGUUCCAGUCUCUUGCUUGGACGUCCUCAUCAGCCCAUUAGCCCAGGACGAAAUUGCCCAGGAGGCAACAACUCUGGAUGAGUCAGCCCAAGAAGCUGAAACGAGGGAAGAAGAAGCCAGUCUGAAGUACAAUACCAUGGUAUACAAUGGUAUGAACAUGGAGGCAAUUCGUGUUCUCCUUGACUUUAUGGAGAAGAGAAUUGACAAGGGAAGCUGCUAUCGGGAGGGCCUGACUCCAGUGCUCAGUUUACUAACUGAAUGUUCCCGAGCUCACCGUAACAUCCGGAAAUUCAUUAAAGACCAGGUCCUGCCUCCUCUGAGAGAUGUGACCAACCGCCCCGAAGUCGGCACCACCGUGCGGAACAAGCUGGUGCGCCUCAUGACUCAUGUUGACCUUGGGGUCAAGCAGAUCGCAGCCGAAUUCCUCUUUGUCCUUUGCAAAGAGAGAGUGGACAGCCUCCUGAAAUACACCGGAUACGGCAACGCAGCAGGCCUUUUGGCAGCCAGGGGCCUCCUGGCGGGAGGAAGAGGAGACCACUGGUACUCGGAUGAUGAGGACACAGACACGGAAGAGUACAAGUCUGCAAAGCCCAACAUUAAUCUUAUCACUGGUCAUUUAGAGGAGCCCAUGCCAAACCCCAUAGAUGAAAUGACAGAAGAACAAAAGGAAUACGAGGCCAUGAAACUUGUCAACAUGCUUGAUAAACUUUCCAGAUGCUCUCUCCACUAUAUCACGCUGGACUCUGACGGCCUGGGUUCGUAUCCCAGCUCUGACACUGACUAGCUGUGGGAACUUUGGGCAAGUUUCUCCAUCUUUCUGAGAGAGGAGGUGAUUAAGCCAAUGGGUGUGAGGCCGGAUGGGACAAUGGCUCCUUUGGAGGAAACUCUCUGUCAGUACCACGUCACCAAGGAGAACAGCUCUGACUCCGACUGAAAGAAUCACCUGCUCCACUCUCAAUAUCGCUUUCAUCAGCAUCUUUCUCUGUAGCCCCAGGGGGAAUCCUUUCUCUCCAACAUCUAGGCCCUUGCUUUGGCUGGAAGCACAUUAUUAACUGGUUUACUUCUCCAGCAUCCGGGAUACUGAAAGGGGUGAUUCUGUGGGAUUUGCAAUAUUGAAAUAAGCAUUGGUACAAAAUGUCAGUGGGCUGCAGUUUACCCAAGAGCUGGGGAGGGGGGGAGGGUUGAUGUGUAGGGACAAAAGUUAUUGCAUUUCAUCAGGGUGGGACUGACGGGCUGCCUCUGAACGGUUGGUCUGACGGGCCCGGUCAGAAAGGAUGGCGGUGCCGGUCCACUCAGUCAGACAAGUUCCUCCCCUUCCAAGCUCCUCGGAAAGUGGCUUCCAGCGAGGACCGAAUCAUGUUACAUGUGUUAGCUCAUGCCUGACUAGGUGAAGCCGGAGCGGCUGCUCCAUGACCCCAGUACCAUCUCCCCACUCACACAUCUCAAUUAUACUGAAAUCUAUCAUAUGAAUAUCUAUGUAUACACGCACAUGCACGGGAUUGCACAAGGGCUGCCCCCAACCUGCAUGGUUUGUAACUCAGAAUGCAGUUUCCCAUAGACUGGUCAUUAUGCAUGGUGGUUAGGUUCCUAGAUCAGCCCAGACAAACCAACCAACCCCUAUUUAAUCCCCCAAAUCUAUUUAACCUGCAGUGUCCCUGAUGUAUUGUACAUAAUAAUAGAUUAGUUUCUAGCUGAUAUUGCCCCUAUGGGGAACGUGCAUUCUGAGUUCCAAACCAGCUGGCCUCACCCCAGCAGCGGCUUCAGGCUAGGGUCUCUGGCAAUGGCAGCUGCUUGGGGGUGGGGAGGGCUGAGGAGGGGAGACCAACUUUGGUGUUGGAGUAAGGCAAGGGCUUAGGCCUAUUCGGUGUCUCGGUUAGGGGCCGCCUCUCUGUGUGUCUGUGUCCCUAGAGAUCCAUUCAUUACCGUACAUAAUCAGGUUGUUAAUGGUAACUUUAUAUAUUUAAAAAAAAAAAACGAGUAAGACCACACAGUUGUUGGUUACUGCUGAUUUUAUUAGGGAUGUUCAUUUUUAUUUUUAGAGUGUGUCAGGAUUUUAGGACCGAAGGGUAGAAAAAUGAAUCAUGUCAUAGGAUGAGGGACCUACUAGAUCAAGUCAAAAGGAGUUUGGUUUCCUUUUUAUACAUAUAUAGAUAAUGUGCUUAACCACUGCCUUUUAAAACUUUAAAUUAAAUAAAAUGUUGGGGUUGAUUC
Molecule: messenger RNA, 3183 nt
Organism: Dromiciops gliroides (monito del monte)
Lineage: Eukaryota; Metazoa; Chordata; Mammalia; Microbiotheria; Microbiotheriidae
Gene: RIC8B
Product: RIC8 guanine nucleotide exchange factor B
Exons: 11
Coding region: 113-1756 (547 amino acids)
Biological process (GO): G protein-coupled receptor signaling pathway
Cellular component (GO): plasma membrane; cytoplasm
Molecular function (GO): guanyl-nucleotide exchange factor activity; G-protein alpha-subunit binding
Source: RefSeq, a predicted model, not a curated record